This is a messenger RNA of Dendronephthya gigantea, 3185 nucleotides long. RefSeq lists its product as uncharacterized. Lineage: Eukaryota; Metazoa; Cnidaria; Anthozoa; Malacalcyonacea; Nephtheidae. The record is from RefSeq and is a predicted model, not a curated record. The coding region runs from base 113 to 2344 and encodes 743 amino acids. The transcript is spliced from 9 exons. Gene Ontology annotation, cellular component: nucleus.
GCGUUAAUCGACCGUUGCUGUUUUGCUGCCAGUAAUUUCAAAUAAUUCUUCGAAUCGAAUUUCAUUCAAAUUUAGGAAAAUUUCGGCCGUUUUUUGCCUAUAUUUUGAUGAAAUGUACCGUAGAAGACAACGACGAGAUAGCGAAAUUGUCAAAAAUGUAUGCUCAUUCUGUGGGGAGCCGUCAAAUGAGAAGAAAUAUGGGAAAUUCUUUACAUCCAAGUUGGGAUAUGCUGUUCAUCAGUAUUGUAUGUUCUUUUCGGCCGCCUUACCACAAAACGGCAAAGAUCACGAAGGCUUUGAAGGAUUUUUAGAGCAAGAUGUUUUGAAGGAAAUCAGGCGAGCUAGUCGAUUGCGUUGUAAUUUGUGUCAGAAGAAAGGCGCAUCUGCUGGGUGUUGUGACCAGUACUGCAAGAAGGGAUUCCACUUCACUUGCGGUGUCAAUCAAAAUUAUCUAUUUCAAUUUUACGGGCAGUUCAGGGCGUUUUGCGAUCACCAUCGUCCAUAUCAAAGUUCAACGUCUUAUCCGUCAAAGAAAGUAUCAUGUCCUAUCUGUUUGGAGUCUGUACCAUGUUGUGUUUCACCCGACGUUCUGGCCACGCCCUGUUGUAAGGACGUCUGGCUUCACAGGACUUGUGUUCAGGAACAAGCGACGGUCAGCGGUUACUUCUUUCGUUGUCCGGUUUGCAACGACAAGGAAAAGUUUGUAAAGGAAAUGAAAAGAAUGGGAAUAUACGUCCCUGAUAGGGACGCCGCCUGGGAAGACGGCAAUAAUUUUGCAGAGUUACUUGACAAAUACAGCAGCUGUGAUUCUCCAGCGUGUAAAUGUCCAUUAGGAAGAAAAUUCUCGGCUGAGAACGGGGAGUGGGAAUUGGUGCUAUGCAACACCUGUGGUCAGUUUGGUACCCACGUAGGAUGUAAAACCUGGACGACGAACCCCCCGUCUUUGCUGUGUCCAACCUGCCGGCCUGCAGUACACCAAGGCAGUGAGCUUAUUACACGCUCUGCUUUAAAAAAACAAAGCAAUCCGGAGGGGAGGAAAUCGAUUACCAGCCAGAAAGGCAAAGGACCACUGAAAAAGAAUCAUCAGAGUGUCGAUUCCGACACGGACUCCGAGGACAUCUCGAAGGUGCUGAACGGACUCAAACGGCAAACCGAAGAUGACUUCUUAAGUUCCGACACUAGUUUUUUUGUGCAGCGGGCCAUAGCGGCUGGAACCGCUGCCAUCGAAAAUAACGGGCCGAAGACUCACGCGAGCUCUAGUGUUACUUGUAACCGGAAGCGAAAAGCCGAUGAUAGCGAAAGCGACGAUGAAAUAAUGAUCACAAAAUAUGUUCCUGGUCAAAAGGCACAAAACAAGUGUCAAGUUUGCCCUAAAUGCAAUCGCCGAAAACGAGCAAAUAUACCCACUAGCUCACCGGCAAAAAUGCCCCGGAAGGAUUUUCCUAGUACCGGGUAUACGUCUAUAUCGGAUAAAGGUUCCCACUCAGGUUCGUCUUCGACAAAGUCCAGUGUAGAAAUCACUGAGCUCGGGUACGAGUCGGAGAGCUUCGUGCCGGAAGGCAAAGCAUCCAGACGCGCGAACGCGCAUGCGCGGGAACCAAAGGUAGCGGACUAUGAAAUUAUAGAACUUGCCGCUGACCACACUCACCGGUCGUCCGUUCUGUUGCUGCCGUCUGAAGAGAAAUCGGGAGAAUUGGAAGACAAGGUUGAAAAGGACGAAAUUCUGCUUUCGAGUGAUGAUGGUGCCGAAAACGAAGCGGUGAGUAAGCCAAAAAAGUCCGGUUCUUUUUGGCUGAGUUCCGUCGAAAGGUUGUUUCAGUUUCUGAAUCCGCGCUCCAGUCCGGAAGCUGGUGACGAAAAAAAGCGGACAUCGAAAGAUAAGGAAAUGUCUGAAGGAGAUGUGGAGGCACAGCAGCAGCGUUUAUCCUCCGGGGAAGAGUCAGAGACCUUCGUCAAAAAAUCGAUAUCGCUCGACAAUACGUCGGCAACUGACGAAAGAAGAUCGCCAUCGCUCGGGCAGAAAGCGGAAGGCGCCGGGGGAAGACAUUCAGGGGAGACGUCCGAAGCAAUCGGUGACAACACAACGUCGUUUGGAAAUAGGUCGGAAACUACGGAAGAAAUGUCGGAAUCUCAUGUAAAUACAUUAGAUAAUAUGGAGGAAAACUCCGGCAGCAUCGCAAAUACAUCGAAUUUUGCAAGUUCGUUAUCGAGCUCUAGAAAUGGCAAGAGAAGAGAUUUUGAGUUCUUGAUGAGGAAAGCUGUUUUAGAAGAGGUUAUUGAUCAUGCUAUUGAACUAAAGAAUUCUGGCAAGGAGCUUAAACAUAGAUGUGUGUCAAGCUGUUAGACGGCGGCAUAUUUUUUCUAUUUAGGGCAACAUGUUUUUUUUAUAUUUUGUUUAUUUUUGCUCAAGAAUUGCGAAGACAGGUUCAGAUAAACUGGAGGAGAUAAUAUUUCUUGUUUAUAUCGUUCUGCUCGCAGACCACGCGAAUAUAGUUGAUGCGGUUAGAAGUAAGGUCGCUCCGAAUCAGUCAACAUGAACAUUUUUGACCGUGAAAAUGUAGAACUUACUGUACUGCAAGAAACUGUUACUGAAAGACGAUAUAGCAACGUGUGUAUGGUGGUUGAUAGGAACCCACCAGGAAUAGCUACUAGGAAGGAGAGCGGAUGGGGGAAAUUUGUUUUCUUUAAAUGAUCAUUUAAGCAGUUACGAUGAACAGUUCUCUAAUAAAAUGACUGUACACACUGCUAUUAUUUUCAUAUUUCGUUUCAAUAUAACACGUCCAUUACAAGUUUUCUUAAACCGAUGCGCAACUCUCUCAAACCUGACUGGACACCACAUUAUAAAGCAUGUUCUCCACUAGGGGAAUUUAUUUGCGCGAACAGAUAAAAGCGAUUCUACUUUUUCGCCGGGAAUUUUUUCGCAAACCAAUCACAUCACUGGAUUUCAUAUAUCGCGUCGCGCGAAUAAAUUCGCCUAGUGGAAAACGGCUUAAAACAUGUUUGCAUUGUUCGCAGACGCUGUAGUAUAGGGGUUAUGUAUUUAAGUUAUAUGUUACCUAUGUAUAAUAUUGUAUCGAUAUCUUUAAUUGCUUCUGUUUGGUUAUUUAUUUCCCUGCAUGAUACCAAGGCCGGAUUUUAGGGUUAAUAUCAGGGGAGGAGGGAUGAAUGAUUUCCAGAGAGGUGCG